GCGGAUGUAGGCUGAAGGUGUUUAGUCUCUUCGAGGGGGUUCCUGACGAGCCUGCGGCAGUGGAGAGACACUGCCGAAAGGUGAUAAUAGUUUGCUAGUCAUGGCCCUUCAUCAGUAAAGUAAGCAUCUUUGUCCCAAGUGCUCGGUCAGCCCCUAAAUACAGCGGCUGCCAUUGUCUCUGCUCCCCGCACCUGACUGCCGCUUGCGUUUGCCUGCCUCCGUUUCUUGAGGCGAGAUACCUCUGGAGACACGCAAAACAGCCUCCGAGGCUGAACAGGGUCCACCGGAUCGACUACAGGGCCCGUCGCCAGUGGAAGCAAAGCAGAGAGAAAAUUACUUCACAGCAGUGCAGGUCCAACUUCAGUGCCAGAUCUGGUGGCCUUGGAGUGGCUGAAGACCACCACCCUCCACAGGCCUGCGCCCAAGCACAGCUAUCCUUUAUCUUGAGUGAGCUUCCUCAGCAUGCUGUCUAUAUCAUUGGCAGAAACUCUAGUUGGAAAGGGGGCUGACUGACUACCGGACUCUAUGUGAAAACACCAACUUGGGGCUGACUUUCAGGCAAAGCUGGGAUAAGGGCAUAUAAGGGCUUUGCUUUUAUCUUGAACCAUGAUUGGCUCUACAGCUAAAGCGAAAGGUAGAGAAGAGUCUGGAGCUUCCGCGAAACCUGGAAGCAAAAGCCUUGCCAAUGCUAAAGGAAAAGCCAAGAGUCAGACCAAGAAAGUGGUUGAGACAGAACCAAAAGAAGAAUUGGGGAACCAGGCUGAGGCUAGGGGUAAAGCAAUGGCCAGGACACAAACAGUGACUCACACUGAGCCUGAGACUGUGACAUGGAAAGUGAAAAAAAAGAAAGAUAAGACUAGUAUUACAGUCAAGGCUCAGACUAACACAGAGCUCCUGAAAGAGCCUGGGUUAGUGCCUCACUCCAAGUCAGAUGCCUCACCUAUGUCUGUGGUCAUUACGGUAACCAAGUCUGAAGUCAAGGUUGACGCUGCUAUUGAGGCGUCUGGCAAGUGCUCAGCCAAAGCUAGUGAUAAGGGCAAUAUGAAGCACAAACCUGAGAUAAAGAAAGAGACCUGUGUCAAAUCUGGGGCUGGUAGCAAAACUAGUAUUGUCAUUAACACCACUGAUGAUGAUGAAGAAUAUGUGUGCUCCUGGUUUUGGACUGGAGAAGAGCCUAGUGUAGGGUCCUGGUUCUGGCCUAAAGAUGAAUACCCUCUUCAAGUUUAUCAGCCCCCACCUAAAGUUGAGGAAGAACCUGAACCUGCAGAUACAUUUGACUUUACUUUAAAAAAAAAAGCAGCAGCAUGGGCAAGGGGCAGGUUUAUUGUCCUAGUUCCAGUUGAGGAAGGCGAGCGAUCUUUACCUCCAGAAGGGAACUGGACUCUGGUUGCGACCUUAAUUGAAACUCCUCUGGGUGUUCGACCAUUGACCAAGAUUCCACCUUUUGAAGGACCUUACUUCCAGACCUUAGCUGAAGUAAAAGAACAAAUCCGGGAAAGAGAAAAGUAUGAACCCAACCCAAAGACCUGUCGCUGUAAAUCGCGUACCUUUAGUUUAGAGCCUGUAGAGUUUGAUAAGCUUGUUGCCCUACUUAGGUUAACUAGGGAUCCUUUUAUUCAUGAGAUAGCUACAAUGAUAAUGGGCAUCAGUCCUGCUUACCCAUUUACUCAAGAUAUCGUUCAUGAUGUUGGUAUUACUGUUAUGAUUGAAAAUUUUGUCAACAAUCCAAAUGCUAAAAAGUACCCUAGAAAUUUAAAUGUGAGUGCCAGCACUGAUGCUUCUGAGGAAGCAAAAGAGAAUGAAGCGCAUGUAAAUAAAGUUUGUAGGGACAUACUCUGUUGUCCUUUGAACUGCUCUGUACAAGUUGAGGAACUAAAACUGUUAGCGAGCCUGAGUAUAAAAUUUGAUUACCACCACGUGAUUGUCAAUUACGUUCGCUAUUUUAUCACAUUGUUAAGCAAAGGAAGUGUCAAAAUCAAAUUUCAGAUUUUAAGGGUUAUUUUAUAUUUGUCAAAGAAUCAAGCCAAUAUAAGAGAACUGAUCAGUGGUGAAGUACUGUCGUCACUGGUUGCUCUCUUUCAUAAGAACGAGUCAAAGGCUAAUAUUCUACAUAUCAUUGAUAUAUUUGAGAAUAUAAAUUUCCAGUUCAAAAAAAGGGCAAAGCUGUUUACCAAGGAAAUGUUCACUAAAUCUGAACUUAUUUCCAUAUUCCAUGAGGCAAAAGAGUUUGAUCAGAAACUCAAUGAUUUAGCAGAGCACAGUGACCCUGAUGUGAGAGAUAAAGUUAUCCGAUUAAUACUCAAACUCUGAAUAGCUGUAUAUUCUCACAAAACCUUGAGCAUUUUUGUCUUUCCAAUAUAAAUCUAAUGCAUAUUAUAAGUAUAAAUUUGAUAUUUACACUCUCUGUGUUGAGGGAGGCAAUUUUAUGGAUGCUAGUCAUCUUGAGAGAGUAAACACUUGUUGGUUUUUAUUGUGCUUAUCUAUAAUAUAAAUUGGUAUUUUUGGUAUCUGUAAUGUAACCCAGUACUGAACCUAUUCACCCUAAAUAAGCUAUAUUUCUGUGCGUUACACUGAUAUGAGUGUAUUUUCGUAUUCCAUUUGCGUGUUUUUAAUAAAGUUGCAUGCUAAACAUGAUGAAAACAUUGUCCUAGUUCUUCAGUUGAAUUGUAGUCAGAGAUGAACAAUGUAAAGAUAGCCAUGAUCGUGGUCUGUCCAUUUACUGAUGGGGGUGGCACAAACAAACGGGUUCACAGAUUGGAAGAUCUUUUCGUUUAUA
Molecule: messenger RNA, 2776 nt
Organism: Chionomys nivalis (European snow vole)
Lineage: Eukaryota; Metazoa; Chordata; Mammalia; Rodentia; Cricetidae
Gene: Armcx5
Product: armadillo repeat containing X-linked 5
Exons: 3
Coding region: 607-2310 (567 amino acids)
Source: RefSeq, a predicted model, not a curated record